Juglans microcarpa x Juglans regia is the source of this 849-nucleotide messenger RNA. Its product is annotated as protein FAR-RED IMPAIRED RESPONSE 1-like. The record is from RefSeq and is a predicted model, not a curated record. Bases 1 to 849 code for a protein of 282 amino acids. Lineage: Eukaryota; Viridiplantae; Streptophyta; Magnoliopsida; Fagales; Juglandaceae. The transcript has a single exon.
AUGACACAAAGGAGCCAUAGGUUUGAGGAUGGGAGGCUCAGAUAUAUCACAUUGGGUUGUGCUCGUGGCGGGAAGGCACGGAAUCGGACCACAAAUGUAGCUCGACCACGUCCGACAUCAAAGACAGGUUGUAGUGCAAGGAUAAAUGCUACAUUUUUUGAAGGGGUGUUGAAGUUAUUGACUGUUCACAAUACCCACAAUCACGGACUAAGUCCACAAAAGUCGAGGUUCUUUCGCUGCAAUAGAGAAGUGAGUUUGUCUGUUAAGAGAAUGUUAGAUACAAAUGAUCAGGUUGGUAUCAGAAUGAACAAGAGCUUUGCCGCUCUUGUGCAAGAAGCAGGCGGGUUUGAGAACUUGCCAUUCAAUGAAAAAGACUGUCGUAACUACAUUGACAAGGCACGCCACCUUCGACUUGGGAAAGGUGGCGCUGGAGCCCUCCAUGAGUAUUUUGCUAGGAUGCAAUACAAAAAUAAUGGAUUCUUUUCACUAAUGGAUAUGGAUGAUGAUGGGAGGUUGAAAAAUGUCUUUUGGGCAGAUUCACGAAGUAGGGCAUCAUAUAAAUAUUUUGAUGAUGUUGUCACGUUCGACACUACAUAUCUGACAAAUAGGUAUGGGAUGCCGUUUGCACCGUUUGUUGGUGUAAACCACCAUGGACAGUCAAUCCUUUUGGGGGCAGGAUUGAUUUCUAAUGAAGAUACAGAAACAUUCACAUGGUUGUUUCAGAGUUGGUUGAACUGUAUGGAUGGUGAAGCUCCAAAGGCUAUUAUCACAGAUCAAGAUAGAGCCAUGAAAAAUGCGAUUGCGCUUGUCUUUCCGAACCACACCGAUUUUGCUUAUGGCACAUACUGA